Molecule: messenger RNA, 1758 nt
Organism: Triticum aestivum (bread wheat)
Lineage: Eukaryota; Viridiplantae; Streptophyta; Magnoliopsida; Poales; Poaceae
Exons: 2
Coding region: 199-1458 (419 amino acids)
Source: RefSeq, a predicted model, not a curated record
UUCACUAGAGUGCGCCAGCCCGUGGCCUGGUCGCCAAAGUGACCCUGAAAUUCUUAUAAAUUAAUAAAAAUGGGCCGUAUCGUGCCUUCUCACCGGCCCAUAUAGCGCUAUAGGGUUGCUUACCCUCGUCGGCCGACGAUACGAUUCCCCAGUUCCAAUCGCCGCUGCCGCCCGCCCGCCUGACGUCCCCUUGCCGCCAUGCCAGACCACCUUGCCGCCGCCACUUUCAGGCGCUGUGGCCGUCUCCCCUGGGUGCUCACCGACUCAAAGUGCCACAUCGGCGACCGCGACAACGCGACCACCGCCCGCGGCGUCACGAGCCAAAGCGGCGACAUCAAGGUGACCUUCGAGCUCGCGGACCCGCCCGACGUCUCUCGCUGCUUCGUCCACUGCCCCGUCCUGGCGGAGGGCCGCUACGGCGGAGAUCCCGUGGUUGUGAGUUCGGCGGACGCCUUCGUCCUUCUCGCCGUCCCGUUCACCGGCGACUCCAAGCGCAGGGAGUACAACGAUUUCUUCGUCUACAGGGCAGGCCCAGGGGCCCCAUCCCUCCACCUUCUCCCCAGCACCUACCACUACCCCGACUACGUCACGCUGGCCGGCGUCGUGCCCCGCGCCCAUCUCAACAACAAAGACUACGCCGUGGUCUUCCCCUUGGGAUCAAAAUUUCGCUCGCUAUACAACUCUACCAGCAAGAUAUGCGACUUCCUCGUGUAUCACUCCGAUAUCUCCAAGUGGCCGUGGCGCGCCGAGACGGCCAUCAUUACCAUGCACACCAAUUACCACAAUCACGAGGUAAUUAUGCGGCACGAAGGCACCCGCGUGAUCUUCGCCGGAAGGGAAACACUUGGCUGGGUCAAUCAUUGGCAUGGCAUUAUUCUAUGCAAUGUGCUUGACAACAACGCGGUCAUGCGUUUGAUCCAAUGGCCUGUUUCGAUCCCUUGCAAUAUAGUGUCGCGGUUCGGCAUGGGAGUCGACAAUAUCUACGCACGGCCGUUUUGCGACGUCGCUAUAAGCAACGGCGUCAUCAGGUUCGUCGAGUUGAAACCUUGUCAGCGUAGCGAUCCCUGCAAUGAUAAAGCGGUCAUUGGCCAAGGCUGGACGGUCACCACAUGGAACAGGGGGAUCCGCUCAAACAAGUGGGACAAGAGGUUCACUGUCAAGGCUGAUAAUGUGCCUAACACAGGUUUAAGUUACCCUAAGGUAUCAGGCGGCAAGAGGCUAUGCUGGGACAAGGUGGUUCAUGGUGGGCCCACUCUGAGCUUGUGUGACGACGAUGUUGUCUAUAUUAUGGCUAGACUGGACAUCCGGCCCGCGAUUGCAUGGAUGCUUGCCAUUAACAUUAGAGAGGGAACACUGGAAGCGGUCAAGCAGUGUUCUGCUGAAAAGAUGCUUGGUCUUGAACCGACUUAUGUUCGGUGUGCCUUGUCCAACUACCUCAAGCAGUGGAGAAGGUCUUGAGGAAAGGAAGCUUGCAGAAAAACUACGAAGAAGUCAGUUAUGAGGAAAAUUUUGCUCAGAUGAUACAGGAAGCUGGACAUGAGAAGGUUGAAUAAGAACACGUCCCUGGUGGUCAGUCUACUUGCCAUUUAGUAUGGAUGAAAACUCAUAGUAGAGAAGGCGGUGGAUUCGAAUCCUCUUAAGCAGUAGUUGGACUGAACAGAUGACUAUUUUCUUUGUUUCAAAAUCAAGUAACGACUGUCAUUAUUGUUUUUCUCUCAACUCGAAAUAAGAACAGAGGCAUGGUCUUAUUGUUUUUUC